Pelobates fuscus (common spadefoot toad) is the source of this 2608-nucleotide messenger RNA. RefSeq names its product calcium voltage-gated channel auxiliary subunit beta 3 (gene CACNB3). Gene Ontology annotation, molecular function: voltage-gated calcium channel activity; protein binding. The coding region runs from base 173 to 1645 and encodes 490 amino acids. Gene Ontology annotation, cellular component: voltage-gated calcium channel complex. NCBI's taxonomy places the organism in Eukaryota, Metazoa, Chordata, Amphibia, Anura, Pelobatidae. Gene Ontology annotation, biological process: calcium ion transmembrane transport. The record is from RefSeq and is a predicted model, not a curated record. The transcript is spliced from 13 exons.
CUGGUUUCCUUAUUCAAACAUCUAGGGUGGGACAAAAUAUCUCUCACUAGUCACUUCUACAUUCCGCUCUCAUCCUUGUUGAUCAGGUCUCCUGCCCAUAGGCCAGAGAGAAUUUAUAGGAUUUAAUUCCACACCUGCCUCUCUGUCCUUUCUCCACACACACUGGAUCCCUAUGUAUGACGACUUGUAUCUCCAUGGCUUUGAGGACUCAGAGGUGGGUUCAGCUGAUUCCUAUACAAGCCGCCCAUCGUUAGACUCCGACGUGUCCCUGGAGGAGGAUCGGGAGACUGCCCGCCGCGAGGUGGAGAGGCAGGCCCAGGAACAGCUCGAGAGAGCCAGGCUUAAGCCAGUAGCAUUUGCUGUACGGACCAAUGUCAGUUACUGUGGAGCACUGGACGAAGAGUGCCCUGUUCAGGGAUGUGCCAUUAACUUUGAAGCCAAAGAUUUUCUACACAUUAAAGAGAAAUACAACAAUGACUGGUGGAUCGGGAGGCUAGUAAAAGAGGGGGGGGACAUCGCCUUUAUUCCAAGCCCCCAGAGGCUAGAAGCCAUUCGACUGAAACAGGAGCAAAAGGCCAGGAGGACGGGUGGCAAUACCUCUGGUUUGGGAGACAUGGUCUCUGGAAAUCGGCGCUCACCUCCCCCAUCAAUAGCUAAACAGAGGCAAAAACAGGCAGAACAAGUAGCACCUUACGACGUAGUCCCUUCAAUGCGGCCUGUAGUCCUUGUUGGUCCAUCUCUGAAAGGAUAUGAGGUGACUGACAUGAUGCAGAAAGCUCUGUUUGACUUCUUGAAGCACAGAUUCGAUGGCAGAAUUUCUAUCACCCGGGUAACUGCUGACUUGUCUCUUGCCAAGCGCUCAGUACUUAACAACCCUGGCAAGAGGGCAAUCAUUGAGCGGUCCAGCACCCGCUCAAGCAUUGCUGAGGUACAGAGUGAAAUAGAAAGAAUCUUUGAGCUGGCCAAGACCCUCCAGCUGGUUAUACUGGAUGCUGAUACAAUCAACCACCCUGCUCAACUCUCCAAAACAUCCUUGGCCCCAAUCAUUGUAUAUGUCAAAGUUUCUUCGCCAAAGGUGCUGCAAAGACUAAUAAAAUCCAGGGGGAAAUCUCAAGUGAAACAUCUCAAUGUUCAGAUGCUGGCUGCUGACAAGUUGGUACAGUGCCCUCCGGAAAUGUUUGAUGUUAUCCUAGAUGAGAAUCAACUGGAAGAUGCCUGUGAACACCUUGCAGAAUACAUGGAAGUUUACUGGAGAGCCACACAUCACCCUCUGCAUGCACAUACUGGCCAGAAUCUAAUGACACCCCCCACUGCCAUCCCUGGGUUACAGAACCAGCAGCUUCUUUCGGACCGAGCCAGUGAGCAUUCUCCCAUAGAACGUGACAGCUUGAUGCAAUCAGACGAAGCAAGCGAGACUUCCCGAAAGACCUGGACAGCUUCAUCACAGAGAAGUUCCCGACAUCUAGAAGAUGAGUACUCUGAUGCCUACCCAGAUCUGUACCAGCCCCAUCGACACCACAACAGUGGGCUGAACAGCACUAAUGGACAUGAUUCCCAGGAUCGACUUCUUGAACGUGAUUCUGAGCAGAACCACAAUGACAGGAACUGGCAGCGUAACCGUCCCUGGCCCAAGGAUAGUUAUUGAGAUGGACCCACAUGCCCUCACCCAUCCUACACAUAUACACACACUCCUGCAUGGCAGUGCAUGUCAGGAGACACAACCAACUAGUGUAAAUUCUAUGGGUAGCAUCCAGGUGCCCAAGUGCACUGUGGAGAACAAGCAGCCCAUCUCAAUUUUACCAUAUGUUUGGUAACUCCUGGCUGCAAUAUAGGCUAGAGAUAGCAGAAUGGAGAGGUCUGCUAAUGAGUAGCUGCAUAUUGAUAGCGCUUGGGCUAGAAGCAAUGGGUGAAAAAAGAGAGCAAGCAAAUAAAGCUACAAUUCCUAAACAUCCAUCAAGGCUGUUAGUAAUCUGAUUCUGCCAGACCUCUCUAUGUAGACCAUAGAACCAAUACCUACACAAUACACACAUCCACUAAGUUUACAAAACACGCCAGCGACGACUCAACAUGAGGGAGUUCUGGCGCAGCCUGCCAUUGUAAAACCAAGCUGAUCAGAGUUUUGUGCUUGUGCCAGACUCUCUCCUUUCAUUCCAAGCUGGCACAUUGUGGGCAUUGUACUCUGUACAAUAGCAUUCCAUCCUCGGGCAUUAUCCUUGUUUUCAGGUAACUGUUGUUCCGCGCUUCAAAGAGCGUGUGCCAUCCAAAGCAAGAUUAUUGGUUCACUCAAUCAAUCAGACCUAGUUGUAGAACAUAGAAGCAAAAAUAUCCUGAAAUGCAAGCAUUUUGUCCAGCAGUGGGUCUGUUUGAGGAUUGUAUGUUACAGGGAAUUGUUGUGUAGUAAUGCAUACUUCAGGGAUAUGGAUACAUUCAAAUGCCAGGUUUUUCUUUUUACAUGUUUUGCAGAUCUGGAAUUCUUGCAUGUGUGGAUUUGUUUUAAGAGCAUUUCCUCUUCUUCCUGCUUAGGCAUUUACCUAAUUUAGGUGCUUCUUGAAAAUAUUUGCCUAUUUUGAGUUGGGUCUAUAGGUUGUUGAGCAUUCUCUGCAUUCUA